CUUGAUUUUUAUGCGUUCCCUUACUUUAGGUUUUUGAAUUACGGAGUUUGCCAAGGAAUGUCAAUAAAUUGAUCGGGGGAUCAGUUCCGUUGGCCGGGCCUCGGGUUGGACAGCACGUUGUUACAUACAUCUUUCCCAACGAAUGCUGCGAGGUCGUUCUGCCCCCGUUUGGGUACUCUUUCUUCUAAAUCUCCCACUCGCAGAUGGUGUUUGGGAAAGCGUCAGACUUUGGCCCGCAACUGAAGACGGGUUUGCAAGGGUGGAAGUGCAUGGCACCACUUUAGUCGAAAGAAGAGUAACUGGGGGAGAUGAUCGGCUAUCCUCUACGCUCUAUACAGAUUCAGAGCAGGGCGUUGUGCGUCCCAUUGACGCAACUAGUACUGCCUAUUCAACACUGGAGACGACAUCGUUCCUCAUACCAACCAACACGCCUCCUUUACGUGAAAAUGAGGUGUGGGUAUUCUCAAUAUCAGUUUAUACUGAAAUGGCUGGUUUUGAGACGGCUACUAUUUACAAACGGCCAAUCUUGGCGGUUGGAACAAAGCAACCGUCGCCUAAGAGUGUGUCCCCCGCACUUCCGACUUCAGUUGUUGGGCGGGAAACCAGCGCGCUUUCAGGCGAUCCUCAGGCCCCGUCUGCGAUUACUCUGACAGCAACCACGACAUUGAUCAGAACAAUCACAGUCGCAACCCCUUCUCCCACCAAUGUAACAUUAACCGAAACCAGCACCAAGGAGGUCACUCUGGGACCCUCGACAGAAUAUGUGACGAAGGACCCUGUGACGGUAUGGCAGACUCAAACACUUCGAACCACUCUCCCCGGUUCCCCGCAGACUUCGUGGAUGACAUCAACAAUUCUCGACGAACGAACCUCAACAGUGACCAUAUCCAUUCCGACGAUUACUACCAUCAAUGUCACCUUCACUGAGACAUCGGCGUCAACCGAGACUGUGACGGAAACCGAACGGGUGACUGUGGCUUCGAGCAUCACCACCGAUACAGUCGAUGCCAUAGCGCAGUCAUUCAAACCAUCUAAUACUUCGCGCGAGCUAUUGAAUGUCACGAGGACGGAGACUGAGACUUCAACAUCGAACAUCGUUCCUCUUAUAUCUACUCCUGAAUAUGCUAUUGGAGAAACUGAACAGUGCCCCAUCCAAGUCGAGCCCGGGAUUUUGACAAAUAACGAUGAACGAGAUUGCGCGGAGAGAGUCCUAGAACCUUGGAGGGCCGUGAGUGUCCUAGCAGAUCCCCACAGACCCUAUGAUUUCUAUGAUCUAUGGUAUCCACAUCGAAUCAAGUUGACGAUCAUCGAUGCAGGGUUUCGGUCCGAGAAGUACACGCUCGUCGCGAAUGGGGCACCAAUCGGUACGACUUCGGAUUUUGAUUCUGAUGUUAGCAACGAAGUCCAUUGCGGAAGGGCACCGAAAGAUGCUGCGAGAUGUCUUGUACGCGGGUUUAGUUGGGGAGUGUUCGUUCUCCCUGCGUACUCGCGAGGCGUCAGGUUGUUUACAUCUCAUACUAGUCGUUUUACGGGUCUUGCUGACCAAAGCAGCACCGUGUUAUAUAAGGUCACGUCGGUUUGCGAUUGAUGUGUAUUGGAACCCUUAUUAUUGUUAUUUUUGGCUUGAUCUAAUCCACUCGUCUUUGGCAAUCUCGUGAGUACUGUCCUGGUCGC
Cantharellus anzutake is the source of this 1674-nucleotide messenger RNA. RefSeq lists its product as uncharacterized. The transcript is spliced from 11 exons. The coding region runs from base 143 to 1588 and encodes 481 amino acids. The record is from RefSeq and is a predicted model, not a curated record. NCBI's taxonomy places the organism in Eukaryota, Fungi, Basidiomycota, Agaricomycetes, Cantharellales, Hydnaceae.